This is a messenger RNA of Dioscorea cayenensis subsp. rotundata (Guinea yam), 3058 nucleotides long. RefSeq names its product auxin response factor 12-like. Gene Ontology annotation, molecular function: protein binding; DNA binding. Gene Ontology annotation, biological process: response to hormone; regulation of DNA-templated transcription. Gene Ontology annotation, cellular component: nucleus. The transcript has 15 exons. Bases 286 to 2724 code for a protein of 812 amino acids. The record is from RefSeq and is a predicted model, not a curated record. Lineage: Eukaryota; Viridiplantae; Streptophyta; Magnoliopsida; Dioscoreales; Dioscoreaceae.
AAUUUUUUCUUUUUUAAAAUUUAGAAAAAAAAAUUAAAAAACAGAGGAGGAAAAAAGAGUGGGGGAUCUCUUGGGUUGGGAUUCAGAUACCGUGAUGGCGAUCUCGCGGAACGAGAGCUUCUUGGAGCUCGGUUGAGAGAGCUCGGGGAGAUGUCGACUUGGGUUUGGAGUACAGGAGGAUGUGAGAGAUCUGAAUGCUCUUCAGUUUGAGCUUGAUUUUGUUUUGUUUGGUGGUGAUUUGGGGGUUUUUUUAGCUGGAAUUCUUGAUGCUGGAGUUUUGAUUUGAUGAUGAAGCCUUCUACAGCUGGUUCUGGCCAGCAGCAGUCGCAAGAAGGGGUGGAGAAGAGGUGCUUGAAUUCGGAGCUUUGGCAUGCUUGUGCUGGGCCUCUGGUGUGCUUGCCGAAUGUCGGCACUCGGGUUGUGUAUUUCCCUCAGGGUCAUAGUGAGCAGGUUGCUGCUUCGACGAACAAGGAGGUUGAGGGUCACAUUCCCAACUAUCCGAGCUUGCCUCCUCAGCUGAUUUGCCAGCUCCACAAUGUCACUAUGCAUGCGGAUGUGGAGACUGAUGAAGUCUACGCUCAGAUGACUCUGCAGCCUCUGAGCCCUCAAGAGCAGAAGGAUAGUUACCUUCCGGUGGAUAUGGGUCUUCCGAGCAAGCAGCCAAUGAAUUAUUUCUGCAAGACUCUGACAGCAAGUGACACUAGUACGCACGGAGGGUUUUCUGUUCCCCGUCGUGCAGCUGAGAAAGUGUUUCCUCCACUGGAUUUCACUCAGACGCCUCCUGCGCAGGAGCUUAUUGCUCGGGACCUUCAUGAUGUUGAAUGGAAGUUUAGGCAUAUCUUUCGAGGUCAGCCUAAAAGGCAUCUUCUCACCACAGGGUGGAGUGUCUUUGUCAGUGCUAAGAGACUUGUUGCUGGUGAUUCAGUUCUUUUUAUUUGGAAUGAAAAGAAUCAGCUUCUUCUGGGAAUUAGACGUGCUAGCCGCCCUCAAACUGUGAUGCCUUCUUCGGUUCUAUCAAGUGAUAGCAUGCAUAUAGGACUUCUAGCUGCAGCUGCUCAUGCUGCUGCUACAAAUAGCCGGUUCACCAUCUUUUAUAAUCCAAGGGCAAGCCCAUCUGAGUUUGUGAUUCCUCUUUCAAAGUAUGUUAAGGCCGUCUUUCACACUCGUGUAUCAGUUGGCAUGCGUUUCCGUAUGCUUUUUGAGACCGAGGAGUCGAGUGUGCGCAGGUACAUGGGGACUAUAACAGGCUUAAGUGAUUUAGAUCCUGUUCGUUGGCCAAAUUCUCAUUGGAGGUCAGUUAAGGUUGGCUGGGAUGAAUCAACAGCAGGGGAAAGGCAACCUAGAGUUUCAUUGUGGGAGAUUGAGCCUUUGACGACAUUUCCCAUGUAUCCAUCAUUAUUCCCUCUCAGGCUUAAGCGACCAUGGCAUCCUGCAGUUCCCUCUUACUUGGACAACAAAGAUGAUGAGAAUGCUUACAUGUGGCUGCGGAGCGAUGCUGGAGAGCAAGGGUUUCAGUCUCUGAAUUUUCAGUCAUUUGGCAUGGCCUCUUGGGUUCAACCAAGGCUUGACCCUGUACUUUUUGGAAAUGAGCGUGAUCAGUACCAAGCAAUGACUGCUGCAGCCUUGCAGGAUAUGAAAGGAGGGAAUUAUCUGAAGGAGCAAUAUCUGAACUUCCAGCAGCCUUUCCAAAUUCCACAGCAGGCCUGCAGAAGCACCCAAUUUUUGCAGCAGCAUAUUGUUCCACAAACUCAGGCUCAGCAGAUUGUGAAUUCUCAGGCACAGUGCAUACCAGAAAAUCAGUCUCAUUAUGUUCCACAUCAGCAAUUGCAUGUGCCAUCUGAUGGGCAACAAAACCCACAGGUUCCAUCACUGCAAUGUUAUGCAGAAUCAUUUGAGAAUGCCAACAAUCACAUGAUGCAGCAGCAAGCACCUUUGCUGUCUUCAUUGGGCCAGAAAAUAACAUUUCCUGAUACACUGGCUAACUUCUCAACUAAUUUAGCACCCACAUCUCUUCAGAAUAUGAUAGAAUCUGCUUCCACUCAAGGAAGUGCAAAUCUUCUGAAUUUUUCUAGAGUUGGUCAGCCCAUGAUGAGUGACCAACGCCUGCAACCAUGGGAUGCAAAGUACACACUAUCUCAUAUCGCUCACCUUGGCAGUGCCAACUUGCUACCACCAUUUCCUGGUAAAGAUGGUUCUGUGGAACCUGAAAAUUGUACGGCAGACUCACAGAAUCACACCUUAUUUGGUGUUAGCAUAGAUUCAUCCUCUCUCCUCUCCAAUGCGGUUCCUAGUCUAAAUAGUGCUAAUGCUGUAGAUGAUGUUUCUCCAGCGCCAUACAGUGCUUCUUGUGUUCAGAAUUCUCUAUAUGGUUGCUUGGAUGAGUCAUCUGGUAUGCUGCAAAACACUGGAGAGGCUGAUCAGCAAACCAAAACAUUUGUGAAGGUUUACAAAUCAGGAUCAGUUGGGAGGUCACUGGACAUCACCCGAUUCAGCAAUUACGAAGAACUUCGUGAAGAGCUGGGUCAGAUGUUUGGUAUUGAGGGUGAAUUGGAAGACCCUCUAAGAUCAGGCUGGCAGCUUGUAUUUGUUGACAGGGAGAAUGAUGUUCUUCUCCUUGGCGACGACCCAUGGGAGGCAUUCCUGAACAAUGUGUGGUGUAUUAAGAUACUUUCCCCCGAGGAUGUGCUAAAAAUGGGGAAGCAGGGAGUAAAAUCUUUCUGUUGAUGAGUUUGAAACCAAAAAGGCUGGAAAAAGACUUACCUUGUGACCUCAAGAAUGCCAAGAAUGCCCCCAUGGUGAUGACCAUCGUAUCAGUUUUUACCGGUGAAUCUCAGCAGUUGAAUCUGCAAAUUCACUUAGACACUCAUGAGAAGUAAAAUAACUUUUGUCAGUUGUUACUUUGUUUUGAAUGUUAUCUGACUAUCUGCAGGAUUUGCGUCUAAAUUAACUGUUGGACUCGAUGCUAAGUGCUCUCAGUUAGUGAAGCACCUAUCAAAUAUGUAUGGCUGUUAGGACCUUAAUACUUAAGUUAUUAUGAUUAUUUUGCAUUGUAGACCCA